Messenger RNA from Rosa rugosa (rugosa rose), 1248 nucleotides. Its product is annotated as transcription factor bHLH51. NCBI's taxonomy places the organism in Eukaryota, Viridiplantae, Streptophyta, Magnoliopsida, Rosales, Rosaceae. The record is from RefSeq and is a predicted model, not a curated record. The coding region runs from base 56 to 850 and encodes 264 amino acids. The transcript has 2 exons. Gene Ontology annotation, molecular function: protein dimerization activity; DNA-binding transcription factor activity. Gene Ontology annotation, biological process: regulation of DNA-templated transcription.
UUGAUUGUAUGAAAUAAAAGGGGCAAAGAGGGGUGGGAGGUUCUAACUUUUGGCCAUGGAGAAAUGUUAUUAUGCUGAAGGGCCAAACUGGGUUAAUCAGCACCAGACUGCAACAGCAGUGAGCAAUGAGUCUUCUUCUUUCCAAGUUCCAUGGCCUCAUGUGAGUCAUGUUUCUAAGCCUACUCAAUUCCAGUUCUCUGGACGGUUUCCACCUUCAUGGUCUUCAACGGCCGAAGGGAUUGCCGAAGAAGAUAGAGCUGCGAGUGCUUCUAAGAGCCAUAGCCAAGCCGAGAAGCGGCGCAGAGACAGAAUCAAUGCGCAGCUUGCAACUCUUAGGAAACUAAUUCCCCAGUCUGACAAGAUGGACAAGGCAGCUCUAUUGGGAAGUGUGAUAGAUGAAGUCAAGGAUCUUAAGCGAAAAGCUAUUGAAGUGAGCAAAGCCUUCAUGGUUCCAACUGAAUUUGAUGACUUGACUGUUAGUCAAUGUGAUCCUGCCCGUGAGGGUACUCUUAUAAACUCCACCAGCAUCAACAAAAUCAAGGACAAUAGUAUUAUGAUAAGGGUAUCUGUUUGCUGUGAUGACCAGCCAGAGUUGUUCACGGAGCUCAUUCAAGUACUCAAACGCCUAAAACUGACUGCAAUUAAAGCCGAUAUUGCCAGUGCCGGCGGCAGGAUCAAAAGCAUUUUAGUCCUUUGCUCCAAGAACAGCGAAGAGGCCGUCUCCAUAAGCACUCUCAAACAAGCUCUUAAGUUGGUCUUAAGUAAAAUCGCUGAAUCAUCCGUAACCCCAAAUUGUCGAAUUAGAAGCAAGAGGCAGAGGUUCUUCUUGCCCUUCCAAUACCCAAAGUAGAUUUUUCUCAAGAUUCUCGAGUCCUUUGGUGAUUUAAUGUGUUGCAGUAUUACUCCCUAUUGCUCAUUGUGUUCUUCCCCCGGGAGACAUGAUUCAAUUAUGCAUUGUAUGGACAGGUGGAAUGCACAAGGUGUGAGACAUAAGACAUAAGGCAGUAGGCACGAUAUAUACUGAUCAUCAUAUUGCUUCCCUACCACAUGAAGAAGUGGAGUUCAUUCUAGGACCACUUAUUUUUUUGCUUCAUUGAGAGCAACUAUGCCUUUCCUCAUCUCAACAUCAUUAGAAGAUUGAACAACAAGUAGGUGAUUUGCUUAGUUCAUUAUCUUCUAAGAAGUUUUGCUUUCUGACAAUUUUGCAUAAAUUGUGAUGGAAAUAAAAGAACAAUGUUAUUUGCACUC